Messenger RNA from Liolophura sinensis, 3068 nucleotides. Its product is annotated as octopamine receptor beta-1R-like. Gene Ontology annotation, biological process: G protein-coupled receptor signaling pathway. NCBI's taxonomy places the organism in Eukaryota, Metazoa, Mollusca, Polyplacophora, Chitonida, Chitonidae. Gene Ontology annotation, molecular function: G protein-coupled receptor activity. The record is from RefSeq and is a predicted model, not a curated record. Gene Ontology annotation, cellular component: membrane. Bases 682 to 1731 code for a protein of 349 amino acids. The transcript is spliced from 5 exons.
AAUUGAUUAUUAGAUGUUCAAACAGAGAGCGACGUGAGCACACGGGAACGACUGCGUUAUCAGAGCUGUUACCAGUGAGCCUUUGAACAGUUUAGACGUCUCUGUGGCAACACAGUUUGUCCCAUUGCGCUUUCUGAGGAGCCUGAUCUCGUUGGCUGCCGGGAGAUAACUGCUACCAUUAGGAAUGUGCUGUACAUUACCAACCGUAUUAUGUCAAUGGUUGGUAUUUACAAUCGACGUCAAGGUUUAGAGUGCGUGUAGCUUUAGAGAAAGUGCUUCUUGCUACCACGAGCGUCUCGUUAAUCGUUCAAGCGCUUGCAAGACUCUUUCGGCAACUCGUUGACAGCUCGAUCUUAUAACGUCAGAUUGUCCAAAUAUGGAAGAAAAACAGUACCAGACCGUAAAGACUGUCACGUGUCAUUUCCACCCGGAAUUACAAGAAAUACCAUUUGUGGACGCACUCAGUGGCGAAAACUGCUUUGCUUAGCUUGUCUUUCUGAACUUCGCUACCAUCUUUCUUCCCUGUUGUGGAUCUCGCUCCUGUCUGGUGACCGUAUUUAAUAGCCAACUAUUCUUCCAGGAGUAUUUUUGACAAUUUAACUUCCUGGACAUCUUCAAAAAUUCUGUUUGCGUGGCAAACCAGAUGAGAAAGGCAUUUUGGCUGUUCAUAAAAGCGACAAAAUGCUGCCAGGGAAUUUCUGCAACACAUCCAUGGAGCAGAGCAGCGAUACGGAGAUGUGGUAUUCUGUCUGUAGUAAAGACUCCGUGGGAUUCCUCGUUUACUAUCUCGGCUUCCUCUUCACCAUCACCGUUAUAAACGUGAUUGGAAACAUCUUGGUCAUCUCUACAUUUGUUCGCCAUCCCAAACUACAGCAGCCGUGUAACUAUUUUAUCACAAGUCUUGCCGUGUCGGAUCUAUUCGCAGGGAUCGUUUACACCCUCUACAAUCUCGCUCACUUAGAGAGCAUUGGCCUAAGGGAGUCACUGGGUGGCUGGACAGUAUGCAGCCUCCUGCUAUGGGUCGUGCAGGGAUUCCAAUUCAGUUCGGCCUACCAUCUGGUGGGAAUCACAGUCUCACGUUACAUAAUGGUGACCAGUCCCCUGUGUGCCGAGCGUUACCUCACCGCCCCCAGGGUAGCCCUCUCCCUCGUUGUCAUCUGGACCGUCUCAAACUUUGUCUCCGCGGGACUCUACAUAGCCUUCACACCACAAGAUAACUACCCCAGUGUUUGCCGUUACGAGCUGAUCUACACCAUGUGGCAUAUCUAUGGCACCAUGAUUUACGCUGUGGUUCUGCCCUUUCUCAUUAUGAUGGGCCUUUACUUUCGGAUAGCCAGUAUAGCAAAGAAACAGGCCAAGCUCAUUACUGCACUGGAAAACAUUCAAACAGCCAGGGAAGUGAAUACCAGAAAGUCUAGUACACUCAGGGAAAGCAAGUCCACGAGGAUGAUAGCAACUUUGCUGGGUUGUUUCUUUCUCGGAUGGAUGCCCUUUAUAUUGUAUGUGAUCGUAAAGCUUGGAUGUUCCACCUGUGUCAUCAGCAAGUACAUCCGGGCAACAUCAAGACUGUUCCUUCACAUGAACUCGGCUGUGAACAUUUUCAUUUACGCGGGUCGUUUGAGCGAGUUCCGGUCCGCCUUGAGAAAGGACCUGUCCAAAAUCAGGCUUUGGCCGGCGACAAUGGGACCAUGUGUUCGUGUCAGCCCCGAGGUGGAGACCAGGUCAGGAUAAUAUAGUCAUUAUAGUCAUGUACAAAAAAACAUGAAAUGUGCCAAGAUAAUGAAACCUUAUACAGACAUUUUCAUUUAGCAUGGAACAUUUUCCACAGAACUUAUGUCCAAAAUGGAUAUAUGGCGACAAACCGAAGCUAGGAAAUGGUGUGAAAAAUGUAAUUAUUUAGGCCCUAUUGUCAAAUGUCAAAUAAGAGGCCGAGAGCGAGCUACAUUUAUGAUAGAUGUCUGCGCAACCCCAAAGUUCUAUAAGUCUGACUGAGUCUAAUGAAAUCCAUGUGAAAAGUUUGUUUAAAGUACCAAAUCUACCAAUUACUGUCAAGUUGGUUUGUUUGUUCAUUAAAAAAAAAUGCAAAUUGCUGCUUUAAAAAGGCAUGAUAUAUAUAUAGCCCUAUAACUUAAUACUUGUUUCAAGGAAUUCUGGAUGUAAUGACGUGACGACUUACAUCCAUAAUGCGUCUUAUGGUCUUUGUUUAGGGGUUGAAGUGAUGAGUACAAAGUGUACUUUUCCAUUCUUUGUUUGAGUGCUGUUUAACGCUAAACUCAAGAAUUUGUUCAGUUUUAGAACAGAGGCCACGCCCCGGGAUUACGAAGCAACCUUAGACUUAAGUCAAAAUUUUGUAUCACGUUAAAAUUGUUAUUUCUUAUGUAACAAAGCCAAAAUAUUGCUUGACAACGUAAAUUCUGGGUAAUUAUUGUAAAACAAAUUUCAGCUAAAACACCGGAAAGGAACAUACCAACUUUAAUGACUGAAAUUUUGACUUAAGUCUAAGAUCGCUUCGUGAUCCCAGAGCCAGGUUUUCUGGUAGAGGAGGUGUCCCCAUAUAUUUAUUUUUUUCUUUAUUUGAUUGGUGUUUUACGCCGCACUCAAGAAUAUUUCAUGCAUCAAGUUGGAAAGAAACUCACGACCAUCUGCAGGUUACUUGCAGACCUUCCCACGUACGGCGGGAGAGGAAGCCAGGGCGAGCUGGACUUGAACUCACAUCAACCGCAUUGGUGAGAGGCUCCUGGGUCUUAGCGCCGCGCUGGCACGCUAACCCCCUCGUCCACGUGUCCCUAUGUAUUAGUGCAAAUCGUUUUACUGUGAACCACAUACAAAAAGGGCGAAUGCUAUAAUGCAUUGAAAUAUUAAACUUGAGUAAUAUGUAUUAUGCUUUCAUUUGGAAAAUAUUCGAAUUCAUAUCAAUAGUGAUCCCACAAGAUGUUCUCUUGGCAUGAAGAAUUAAAUGAAUGCAACAGUCUCAAAAUUUCAUUCUCAUACAGAUAAUGGCUUGAAGGACAACGCACGGAUAUCACAUCUCGUGUUUGUUUGUCUACACAGAGAACUGGUAUGAUUCA